UUUUGCUGAUUGAUGAGUUGAGCUCUCCGACUCUACUAAUCAUCUUUACAUUCAAAUAUUUCUGACAAGGUUUUACCUCCACAGUUCCAUCUGAUCCGUUGUGGGUGUAUUUGAGGAGGUUAACUGCGUUCUGCUGUAAAAAUCAAGAUAUGAGUGGUGUCCUGUAGGCAAGUUCUCUCCUGCUGUCUGACUUGGAUGAAGCCAGGUGAGAUAAAAUGUGAGAAUCUGGGACCCACAGGACGCUCCAGUAGUCAGCAAAAGUCAUCUGGUCCUUUCCACAUGUACGCAUCUCGGUGAGAAGCACGGAAAGAAAUUCACUGCUUGCAGUGUGGGAAGAGUUUUAAACAAAAGAGUAAUCUCGAGCAACAUUUGCGUAUUCACACAGGAGAGAAACUGUAUCACUGCUCACAGUGCAGGAUGAGUUUCACUCAGAAGAGUCAUCUCAAACGACACCAGAGCGUUCACUCUGGAGAGAAGCCAUAUCACUGUUCUUGGUGUGACAAGAGUUUUACGAAGCAGAGUAGUUUACAGCGACACGAACGAAUUCACACUGGAGAGAAGCCGUAUCACUGCUCACAGUGUGGGAGGAGUUUCACUCAGAAGAGUCAUCUCAAACAACACCAGAGCGUUCACUCUGGAGAGAAGCCGUAUCACUGCUCACAGUGCAGGAGGAGUUUCAUUCAUAAGAGUCAUCUCAAACAACACCAGAACGUUCACACCGGAGAGAAGCCGUAUCACUGCUCACAGUGCGGGAACAGUUUUAGUAACCAGAGUAAUUUCCGAGAACACCAACGAAUUCACAUAGAAGAGAAGCCUUAUCACUGUUCUUGGUGUAACAAGAGUUUUACGAAGCUGAGUCAUUUCAAGGAACACGAACGAAUUCACACCGGAGAGAGGCCGUAUCACUGCUCACAGUGCGGGAUGAGUUUCAGUCGGAAGAGUCAUCUCAAACGACACCAGCGCAUUCACUCUGGAGAGAAGCCAUAUCACUGCUCACAGUGCGGGAACAGUUUUAGUGACCGGAGUAAUUUCCGAGAACACCAACGAAUUCACAUAGAAGAGAAGCCUUAUUACUGUUCUUGGUGUGACAAGAGUUUUACGAGGCACAGUAGUUUCCAGCGACACAAACGAAUUCACACCGGAGAGAAGCCGUAUCACUGCUCACAGUGUGGGAAGAGUUUUAAUGACCAGAGUAAUUUCCAAAGACACCAGAGUGUUCACACCGGAGAGAAGUCAUAUCACUGCUCACAGUGUGGGAAGAGUUUUAGUGACCAGAGUAAUUUCCAAAGACACCAGAGCGUUCACACCGGAGAGAAGUCAUAUCACUGCUCACAGUGUGGGAAGAGUUUUAGUGACCAGAGAAAAUUUCAGCAACACAAACAUGUUCACAUAACUGAUAAUGAGGACAUGCUACAAUGAUCAUGAGAAAGUAUAGGAAUUGGCUAGCUCUAUUCUGAAGACCUAAUUUGGAGCACUUUAUAGUAGGCAAGGGACGAUUGAUUAUAUCUAAGACGGACUACUGAAAUAGUUCAUGGAUAAUUCCUAUUCUUUUGGAUAGCCAUUAAAUAAAAGGUGUUGUAUAUUUUGUUAAUGAAAUGGUCAGGAUUUCAGCAGAUAUGCAAAUAUUUGAUAAGGAAAAAAUGGGUGAAUAAUGAUAAUAAUAAGUCCUCCCACCAUGAUAGUGGGACCAAUGAAAUUAAACAAUUGUCAGAGCACUAUAAUAAGUUUUAUAAAAGGUUAAAUACAUGAGAAGUCUGAUUUUACUCAAUUGUAAACUUUGGCAAAAUCGAUAAACCUAAAUAAUUGUUUUUGUUGGUCAUUUACUUCAAUCAGGAAAGGGCAUAAAAACACUCCUUUAAACCUGACAGGCUGUGAAAUACCUUGUGCUUACCCUGUUAAUCAAAGGCUUAAGGAAGGGAAAUUUCUAGACCUAUCUGAUUUUAAGACAGCUAAUAGUAGAGCUUUAUCUAUGAUCAAAACGUUUUGUUUUGUUUGCUUCUUCUUGCUGAUGGUCGCGGUCCAGCUACAUGAUGGUGUCCUGCACUAACAGAAGAUGCCAGGCAUCCCUUUGGCUGUAAAAUAAAUUUCACAGACUACGUUCAAACAUAAUCCAACUACUCAUACAUAUACUCAAAUGUACUCGUAUGUAUAAUGGGUGUAUUACCCCUGCUGAAAAAAACAGUAGAAACCCAUGUAGAAUUUGUAAUGGUGAUAAUGGGAGUUGUAUUGGUUUUAAUAGAAACUGUAAUGGUCCCUGUGGGUUUCUACUAGUAAUUUGUUGCCUUCUAUUGGUGGCCUGUUACGUCUAAUGGAUACCAUUAAGGACCAGUAAUGGUUUUAAUGGUUAGUGGAUGGUUUGUAAUGGUAUUUGUAGUGGAAACCAUUAGAAUUUCUAUGAGGCUUUCUAUUGUUUUUUUUGUUUUUUUUACAAUAAUAUGGCUAUUUAUUGUAGCCAUAGAACGUUUUAUUCCUGAAAGUUUCACUGCCACAUAAUUGGCAGAUUAGAUAACCGCAUCAAUGUGUAGGUGCACAGGUUUUUCCUAAUAAACUGGAUGGUGAGUUUAUACUAAAUUGUUGAAGCAGGUUUAUAAUCGAAAACCACAGCAUCUGAUAUGCACAUUAAAGCAGCCAGUUGGGAAUGCUGAUACCUCUAAACAUCCAGAACAACAAAUAUGAUUGAUUAUAUCCACCUUCAUUUAAAAUGGUGUCAAUUUCAUUUAAAAUGACAAAUUUACAAACAAUUACCAGACUCUUCCUCCACCCCACCCCUGUAUUUCUUAUGCGCACCUUCAA
Molecule: messenger RNA, 2793 nt
Organism: Ictalurus furcatus (blue catfish)
Lineage: Eukaryota; Metazoa; Chordata; Actinopteri; Siluriformes; Ictaluridae
Product: zinc finger protein 436-like
Exons: 2
Coding region: 418-1419 (333 amino acids)
Biological process (GO): regulation of transcription by RNA polymerase II
Cellular component (GO): nucleus
Molecular function (GO): DNA-binding transcription factor activity, RNA polymerase II-specific; RNA polymerase II transcription regulatory region sequence-specific DNA binding
Source: RefSeq, a predicted model, not a curated record